Molecule: messenger RNA, 517 nt
Organism: Drosophila erecta
Lineage: Eukaryota; Metazoa; Arthropoda; Insecta; Diptera; Drosophilidae
Gene: Cox17
Product: cytochrome c oxidase copper chaperone
Exons: 3
Coding region: 129-365 (78 amino acids)
Biological process (GO): mitochondrial respiratory chain complex IV assembly
Cellular component (GO): mitochondrial intermembrane space
Molecular function (GO): copper ion binding; copper chaperone activity
Source: RefSeq, a predicted model, not a curated record
AUAUUUGUCAUCCAUUGACAACCCUGUUCGGUGAACUUGAAUUUAGUUAUUUUCGUGUGCUGUGCGCCGAUAAACCGAAUUGUGGUGAAAUAUCCGUCUCGAAAUAUUGACCGAUACCCGAUUGGAGAAUGGGCAACAGCGCAUCCCAGGGAGUCCCAGCUCCAAGUGUUUCGGCCGCCCAGCCGGUGACCACCGCAUCCGCAGCGUCCGCAUCUGGCGAAAAGCCCAAGUGCAAGGCCUGUUGUGCCUGUCCGGAGACCAAGAGGGCACGUGACGCCUGCAUUGUGGAGAACGGAGAAGAGAACUGCUCGGCGCUGAUAGAGGCACACAAGAAGUGCAUGCGCGAUGCCGGCUUCAAUAUAUAGAUAGACCGGCACAUCCUGGGAUGAAGGCACCAGGAUUAUAGGAUAACACUAGUCCUGCACGAAACACCCAGUGCCACAACCCGCAUACCCAGUCCCUGUUUGUUUUUGUUGCAUCUCAAGCUAAUUAUAGAACUAAAUUAAUUGAAAGCCAA